Molecule: messenger RNA, 4721 nt
Organism: Bufo gargarizans (Asiatic toad)
Lineage: Eukaryota; Metazoa; Chordata; Amphibia; Anura; Bufonidae
Gene: FLVCR1
Product: FLVCR heme transporter 1
Exons: 10
Coding region: 73-1608 (511 amino acids)
Biological process (GO): transmembrane transport; mitochondrial transport; erythrocyte differentiation
Cellular component (GO): membrane; mitochondrion
Molecular function (GO): heme transmembrane transporter activity; heme binding
Source: RefSeq, a predicted model, not a curated record
UCGGUUCCUCGCGCACUCCACGCGCCGUUCGGAGUCGCUGAUGCUCUGUGUUCCUGCCAGCGCUCCGGUAUCAUGGUGUCCACGGAACUCAACCUACAGCACAAUGGGCUCACCCUGGGGAAGGAGGUCGGCGGGGACGGGCUGGCCAGUCCGAGCAGUAACGGAGAGCUGGUGGUGACGGUGUGCGGGAGCCCGAGCGCGGAGCUGGCGGUGCAGGAGGAGACACAAGCCAUGCUGCUGCCGGCGGCGGCGCUGGAGACCCGGCUGUAUAAGCGGCGGUUCGCGGUGCUCGCCGUCUUCUCGCUGUACUCGCUGGUGAACGCCUUCCAGUGGAUCCAGUACAGCAUCCUCACCAGCAUCUUCACCGGCUUCUACAGGGUCCCCAACCGGGACAUCGACUGGCUCUCCGUGGUCUACAUGCUGGCCUACAUCCCGCUCAUCUUCCCGGCUACCUGGCUGCUGGACACCCGGGGGCUGCGGCUGACGGCGCUGCUGGGGUCCAGCCUCAACUGCCUCGGUGCCUGGAUCAAGUGUGCGAGCGCCCGGCCCGACCUCUUCCCCGUCACCGUGUUCGCCCAGGUGGUGUGCUCGGUGGCGCAGGUCUUCAUCCUCGGGCUGCCCUCCCGGGUGGCGUCCGUCUGGUUCGGACCCAAGGAGGUGUCCACUGCCUGUGCCACGGCCGUGCUGGGCAACCAGUUUGGCACUGCCAUCGGGUUCCUUCUCCCUCCUGUGCUGGUUCCACGGUCGGACGACAAUAAGGUGACGGCGCAUAACAUCAGCAUCAUGUUUUAUGGCACCGCCGCGGUGUCCACCCUUCUGUUCAUUCUGACUGUUGCAGUCUUUAAGGAGAAGCCCAAGGUCCCCCCGAGUCAGUCCCGGGCUGUCCUGCAGGACCUUUCUCAAGAGCAGUACUCCUACAAGCAAUCCAUCAUCAAUCUCUUCAAGAACGUCCCCUUUGUGCUGCUGCUGAUCAGCUAUGGGAUUAUGACCGGCUCCUUCUAUUCGGUGUCCACGCUGCUGAAUCAGAUGAUCACACAUCACUACGAGGGGGAAGAGGUAAACGCCGGCAGGAUCGGGCUCACCCUGGUUAUAGCAGGGAUGAUUGGAUCUGUCAUUUGUGGCGUGUGGCUCGACUAUACUAAAACAUACAAGCAGACCACGCUGAUCGUCUACAUCUUAUCAUUCAUCGGGAUGCUGGUCUUUACCUUCACCCUGAAUCUUGGGAACCUCAUUAUUGUGUUUGUGACAGGAGGAGCUCUUGGGUUCUUUAUGACGGGAUAUCUGCCAUUGGGAUUUGAAUUUGCUGUCGAGAUCACGUACCCAGAAUCAGAGGGCACAUCGUCCGGACUGCUCAAUGCUUCAGCCCAGAUAUUUGGGAUCCUGUUUACUCUGGCGCAGGGGAAGCUGACCACAGACUACGACCCUCGGGCUGGCAAUAUAUUCCUCUGUGCCUGGAUGUUCAUAGGAAUCAUUUUAACAGCUCUUAUCAAAUCUGACCUGCGGAGGCACAACAUAAAUUCUGGAAUAACAAAGUCAGACGUCAAGUCUAUACCUGUGGACAGUCCUGUAGAACCGGCGCCCAGUCUACAGUCCGCAACGCAGCUCUAGACGGCAGCUGGAUCCUCUCCCCGAGAUGCAGCGAUGAGACUCGUAUUUAGCACACUGUAUUUAUUGGACCUCCUAGUAUUUAUUUUAUUGCCUCCUUUUCUUGAGGCUUGUACUGCUUAACCACAAGAACCACAAACUUCAUCCAUCGUGCGGUGGUGACGCUGUUUGGAGCAGGGACUGAAAAAACGGUUUGGCCCGGAAUAGUUUUUUUUAUUUAAUUGAAAAUGGUUUGCCUUUUUAUUCUAUGAUGCAUAUUUGUUUUUUACAUUGUAUUUUUGUACAUCGGGGUCUGACAAUACUGCACAUGACAAUACGGUCUAGGUAGCAUUUAAUUUUCUUUAAGAGGGGACCAAAAGAUUUUGCUGCCUUGCAAGAGUGAGACUUGUGCUUAUAAGGAGGUUCUUCACCUAAAUUAAUUUUUUGAAAAGCCUGAUUUAAUAAUGCAUGCGUCGAGAGAUAACGGCACGACUGAUGGCCCAUUCACACGAACGUGUGCUUCUUGGGGUUCCGUUCCGUGCCUCCGCACCGCAAAAAGAUAGAACUUACUCCAUCUUUUUGCGGAAUGGACGGAUCGCGGACCCAUUCAAGUAAAUGGGUCUGUGAUCCCCAUGCGGCUGUGCCACGGUCGGAGCACGGGCUUCACACGGUCAUGAGAACAAGCCCUAAUACCGAGCCUCUGUUCCCCCUCCUCCACAGCCAGCUCGGGGACAAUACGGCUGUGAGCGGACAGACCAAACUGGUUGCCAUUAAUGCCUAGUUGCUAUGGAUUCUUCGCCUAGCAACUACAGCUUUUUUUUUUAUACGGGGCUAUCAGACAGAGCGAGCUCAAGGGCAAAUGGGAGCUGCCAGUCCGCAAACCCUGUUUUUUUUUAAUUGUCUCUUUUUAACCUCUUCACAACCAAAGCUGUAAUAGUACCGUGAAGGCAGGAGUCUCCAGCAGGACCUCUACCAUACUAUUAUGGCGCUCUGACCAGGUGGGCACUGCCACUGCUCCCACGUGGUCAAAAGCAGGACCGCAGCUGGAAUACACAGCCGCAGUCCUGCUCUAACUGACAUCUGUUGUUUAACCCCUUGUACAUCACAAUCUAAAAUGCUCACGGGGGGGAAGCAAAGGAAGGAUCACCCUUUGAUCACCUGACGGAGAAUCGCUGUGAUGCAAUCUAUACCCAUAUGGGUACUCAUGGGUUCACUGAAGGACUCUAGGUAUGCCCCGAUAAUAGCCUGUGCACAUACGUAAGUACACAGUGUAAUGUAUGUGCAGAUAUGUCUGGUACAUUGUGUAAAAUCCUGAAUAAUUAAAGAGUUUUCUGAGAUUUUUAAAUCCAUUUUCUGGGAUUUACAUAUUGAUGACCUCAAGGAAAGGUAAUCCGUAUGAGAUUGGCAAGGGUCCGACUCCCGGGACCCCUGCCGAUCAGCUAUAUGAAUUGGCUGUGGCGCUCCGUGGGCUCUUUAGGCCUCUUACUGGGUCAUGUGACGUCACGUUCAUUGGUCACAUGGCCCAGGUGCAGCUCGGCCCCAUUCAAGUGAAUGAGGCUGAGCUGUAAUACCAAGCAGAGCCGCUAUACAAUGGGCGGUGCUGUGUUUGGUAAGCUGCGAGGAGGCCGUGACACUCACUGGAGUGCUGUGCCCUUCUCAAACAGCAGAUCGGCAGGGGGUGCCAGGAGUCGGACCUCAGGUCAUUGUAUAAGAUUGGCAUCAGAAUGUAAAUCCCGGAGAACCCUUUUAAGAACUUGGCCCAGAGCAGGAAGCUUUGAAAAAGGGGAACCUUUUACAUGUGCUACUUUUCCAGUCUCCUCAUUGGGCCUGCCGCAGUCACAUGCCUUUCACCUGAUUGCUGCAGCCAAUCACUGGGCUCAGCAGUCACUUGCCGAUCCUGCACACAUGACCGGUAAAAGGUGAGCAUGAUGCAGGAGAAAUGUUAUUACAUUUUGGCAUUGUUCAGGGGUACAUAUAAAUUACUGUGUAAUUGAUAUCAUUGUCAUUUUUCUGCUGUUGAAAUAUAGAAAACAGCAAUUUUAAUAUUUUAUCGCAUUGGUUUCACACUAAACAACUUAAUAAAUGAAUACUUCAGGCUAUUAUGGGCAUGCAGAUACCUAAUAAUAUGUGUAAAAAAAAAUAAUAAUUUUUUUGUAUUUAUUAAUUUUUUUGGGGGGGGGGGUUAUUUAUAAACUUUUUGAAAUACCAUUAUGGGUUUUAUUUCAAAUGUAUAAUAUAUUAACACCCUCCUGUAUGUUGGUACAUCAUGCUAGCUGCAGGAUUGCUGAACAGACUGCCUUGGGGUCCUUUGUAGGUCCUUAGGGCUGACUGCAGAUGCCCUCCCCCCGCAGUCUGUGAUUGGGUCACUGGUAAACCUGCUGAUAUGAUGGGGUGGGGUCCCUUUUGAUGCCACGGUAAUGGACUGCUGCAGUCAAAGGGUUAACAGCUAAGCCGGAGUCUGUGCUAAGAACCGGAGUUGUAAGUAACGGCUCGGCCAGGGCGCAUGAGCGAGUCGGGAGCAGUUAGCUCCCUCAAAUGCAGGCAAACUGAAAGGUGUCUGUGCAAAGGCCCUACACCGCCUGCCGUCAAGACAUUGGAGGACCGUUAAGGGUUUCAGGUAAAUGGCAUUAAAAAAAUAUAUAAUGAAAAAAAAUUUUUUAGCAUGUCCAUCAAAAUAUAAAUGUAUUACUAACCUAGUCCAACAAAAAAACAAGGCCUCCUAAAAUAAUGUUGGCCUAAAGUUAAUAUAAUUAUGAUCGCCAUGCUGCUGCGGAUAGGUGUUGGCAGGACAAAACCUUUCCUUUGAUCUUUGAGGGGAAGAUCGGAUUUUGUGAUAAUGGAUUUAGGCGGAGAACCUCUUUAAAAAUUUGUAUGUAUGCUAUGUUCUUUGUGUGAGUGGUCAUACUGUACAGGGCGGAGUGGCGCAGACCAGACUGUAUUCUGGAGCUUUAAUUUGAGAAUGUGACCUAAAUCCCACUCACAUGUGCCAGGUUUACCCCGGUACCGGGGCAGGUUCCGCUGGGGGUUGUCGGUGUACUGUGAUUACCUUAUGUUGGGCUCCCUACAGAACUAAAACCUUGUAGACUUUUCCUAAUGCAGCCUAAUAGUUUGUAGAUUAUUACAAUCUUUGUCCAGGU